Messenger RNA from Papilio polytes (common Mormon), 1078 nucleotides. RefSeq names its product N-alpha-acetyltransferase 38, NatC auxiliary subunit-like (gene Sbat). Gene Ontology annotation, cellular component: cytosol; NatC complex. The record is from RefSeq and is a predicted model, not a curated record. Gene Ontology annotation, molecular function: methylenetetrahydrofolate reductase [NAD(P)H] activity; RNA binding; FAD binding. NCBI's taxonomy places the organism in Eukaryota, Metazoa, Arthropoda, Insecta, Lepidoptera, Papilionidae. Gene Ontology annotation, biological process: tetrahydrofolate interconversion. The transcript is spliced from 2 exons. Bases 102 to 920 code for a protein of 272 amino acids.
UUCUUCCUUUUUUUGAUAACUUAAAUUCUUAUCGUUUAUCAAUUUUAUUGAUACGUGAGAUCGCGUAAAGAGUGCAUUGUGUUAUUAGAACAAAUUUAAAUAUGUCUGAAUUAUUAAGAAUUAGCGACUUAAUUAGAAACCAAGAUUCGUUUACAUUUUCUUUUGAAGUGACCCCAGAUGUGGGUGAAGCUGAACUUGAUAAGAUUACACUUUACCCAAAAUUUUAUUCUAUAACUUGGCAUGCUCUGAGCCAUCAGUGUAAAGAUUUAAAUAUUGCUCCAUUAAAAUUAGCAAACUUGCUAAGGCAAAAACAUAAACAUGUUUUAUUAAAUUUAUCGUGUAAUCUUAUGACCAAAGCUUAUUUAAAUGACUUACUCCCAUGGCUUCAAGAGAAGGGAAUUUGCAAUCUGUUUAUAGUUUUAGGAGAUUCUUUCAAUCCCAAUAGAUCUGACUUCAAAAAUUCCUCUGAAAUGAUUUCCUAUAUAAAAACGAAAACAUUGGACUAUUUUUGUAUUGGUGUUGCGGGCUUUCCAUACGAUGAUUGCAAAAUAACAGCAUUAAAAGAAAAAAUAGAUCUUGGAGCUGAUUUUAUAAUUUCACAGGCAUUUUUCGAAGCAAAUAUUUAUAAGAAUUAUCUUGAAAAAUGUAAAGAUGCAAAAAUAGACGUGCCCAUAAUACCCGGGAUAUUUCCUUUUCAGUCUCAAAAAGAAUUGGAUAUGUUCUUAAAGUUGUGUAAGGUUAAAGUAAGUGAAGAAUUUAAGAUGAAAUUAGAAGGAAAAUCGGAAAACGUGAUGGAUAUUAUAGAAAAUCUUAUACUCGAUUUACGUAAUAAUUUGAAUGUGAAACAUUUCCAUUUUUUCACAAUAAAUAAACUUGGAAUAACUUGUGACUUAGUGAAAAAAAUUCAAUUAUCAUUAUAAAAGAGAUCCGAACAGGUUUUUACAAUUUUCCAUGUUCUGUUUGUCAUGAAUUUAAAACCGAACAAAUAUCUUAUAUUCUUCAUAUUUCGAUUAUUUGUUAUUGAGAUCUCCUCGUAUAUAACUUUUUUGUAAUAAAAAGCCACGUUACGAUAUUUUAG